Messenger RNA from Scheffersomyces coipomensis, 2261 nucleotides. It is a transcript of the gene ERG1, whose product is annotated as squalene monooxygenase. The transcript has a single exon. Gene Ontology annotation, molecular function: squalene monooxygenase activity; flavin adenine dinucleotide binding. NCBI's taxonomy places the organism in Eukaryota, Fungi, Ascomycota, Pichiomycetes, Serinales, Debaryomycetaceae. Gene Ontology annotation, biological process: ergosterol biosynthetic process. The record is from RefSeq and is a predicted model, not a curated record. Bases 294 to 1808 code for a protein of 504 amino acids. Gene Ontology annotation, cellular component: membrane; endoplasmic reticulum.
UAAUUUAUACGACUGGAAACGAGCGUGAUAAAAUUUAUAAAUAAUUGCGAAACCUAUACGAAAAAAAAUCAUAGACUUAAAGUGAAAACCUGAUUUUUAUGGUCUUAUUUUUCAUAUCCUUAUUCACAUCUUUAAUUCAAUAUAAAAAGGUAAUCAUUUCAUCUGAGGCAGCAUAUUGUUGGGUAGUGUAAAGAAUAUAGACAUUUCACAACAAAUCGACAAGAAAAUCAAACAGGUCAUCACUGUUGAUAGAAUUGAGAUUAUCAGAAUAUAAAUACAAAAUAUAAAUAUCGAUGGGUUCUCCAGAAAAGAUAUUCGAUGCUAUCGUCAUUGGUGCUGGUGUGGUUGGUCCAGCUAUCGCCACAGCAUUAGCCAGACAAGGUAGAGAUGUGUUGAUUGUUGAAAGAGAUUGGUCUAUACCAGAUAGAAUUGUGGGAGAAUUAAUGCAACCUGCUGGUCUUAAAGCUUUAAGAGAAUUGGGUAUGAUUCAAGCUAUAAAUAAUAUCGAAGCCACUCAUGAAGUGGGUUAUUAUAUUAAGUUUAAUAAUGAAGAACUUAUAUUAAAGUAUCCUUUAAAGCAAGAUGCCAAUACCACUAAUCCAGUUAAACCAGUUCCAUCCUGUGUAUUUGGUGAUAAUGAUAAAUUACUUACUGAUUCAACUUUAAAUUCUCAAGAAUGGGAUGCUGAUGAAAGAGUUAGAGGUGCAUCCUUCCAUCAUGGUGUGUUUUUAGAUAAUUUAAGAAAUAUUGUUAAAAAUGAACGUAAUGUUGAUUGGUUAGAAGGUAAUGUGACCAAUAUAUUAAGAAAUGAUGAAGAUCCAAAUGUGAUUAUUGGAGUUAAAGUUAAAGUUAAAGGUGAAAAUGAUAAAGAUGAACCUGAAUUUAAAAGAUAUUAUUCUAAAUUAACUAUAUGUUGUGAUGGUAUAUAUUCUAAAUUUAGAAAAGAAUUAUCACCAACUAAUAUUCCAACUAUUGGAUCCUAUUUUGUGGGAUUACAUUUAAUAGAUGCUCAAUUACCUGCUAAACAUCAUGGUCAUGUUAUAUUAGGAGAUCAUGCCCCAAUUUUGAUAUAUCAAAUUUCUCCAAAGGAGACUAGAAUUUUAUGUGCUUACAGAUCAAAUAAACCACCAUCUCAAUCUAAUGAUGAAUUAUAUAAUUAUUUAAAGAGUCAUGUUUUACCAUAUGUUCCAAAGGAAACUGCUCCAUCAUUUAGAGAGGCUUUAGAAACGAGAAGAUUUAGAGUUAUGCCAAAUCAAUAUUUACCUGCUUUAAAACAAGGUAAUGUUAGUCAUCAAGGAUUAAUUAUGUUAGGAGAUUCAUUAAAUAUGAGACAUCCAUUAACUGGAGGUGGUAUGACAGUUGGAUUAAAUGAUGCUGUAUUAUUAUCACGUUUAUUACUGCCAAAACAAAUUGAAGAUUUUGAAGAUUAUGAAUUAUUAAGUAAGAGAUUAGGUCAAUUCCAUAGACAAAGAAAGAAUUUAGAUGCUGUUAUAAAUACUUUAUCAAUUGCAUUAUAUGCAUUAUUUGCCGCUGAUAAUGUGGCACUUAAAAUCUUACAAAAGGGAUGUUUUAAAUAUUUCUUAUUAGGAGGAUCAUGUGUUAGUGGUCCAAUUGGAUUAUUAUCUGGUAUGUUACCAUUCCCAAUGAUUUUAUUCAAUCAUUUCUUUAGUGUUGCAUUUUAUGCUAUCUAUUGUAAUUGUAUUGAAAGAGGAUUAUUAGGAGCUCCAUUAGCUUGUAUUGAGGCCUUCCAAACCAUUUUCACGGCCAUAUACAUAUUUACUCCAUACUUAUGGAAUGAAUUAGUUUAGUUUAGAUUUAAACCUCUCUAUUCUGUAUAUAGAUAUUCCCCUUCCUUUUUUAAUUUAAUAAGUUUAAGUAGUUUACGUUUGCCAUUUUAUAUAUGUCUAUAUAUAUUAUUACCAGUUUUAUCAGAUCACAUCGGAGGUAUGGAUGUAGACGAUUUUAAACUAAAUGUAUGGAUGUUUUAAUAAAAUGUCGUACCAUAUUAAACCAAGAAAAUCUUAUAAGAAAUACGAAAGAGAACGAGACAUUUUUGGAUAUUUUGGCGUGCUGGUUUCGGGUUAUUAGGAAGAGAAGACAAGGAUAAGACAUGACAAUUGACCGAUAGAUUUGACAGAAUAGCCAUGACCUAUCGUAACUUAAUAUCAGAUUUGAUCCUAUAUAAUUUUUAAUUUCUUGUAAAUCAAUACUAACCAAACAUAAGCUUGUUUUAUACCAUUUUAAACAAGCUUGUUUGAAUU